CAAUUUAUUACGCAAUGAUGCAGCAAUAAUGAACUGAUCCCACCAGCCCUUAAUGUGCUCUCUCCGUUCUUGGGUGGCUACAUGAUCAAGGGUCGGCCAAUUGCAAUCAUGGUAUUCAAGGUCUACAGCACUAUUGUUCUGGGACAGGCUCAAACCUAUGCCAGUGAUAUGAAGGUUAGCCAAGCAACUCGGACUGACAGCAUACGGUGCAGACCAUGAUCUUUAACUCCCUGUUUACAUCUUAGCUGGGACAUUAUAUGAAAAUCCCACCCAGGACGAUCUUCUUCUGUCAAGUGGUGGCAACGAUCUGGGCGUCUCUGGUGCAGAUUGCCGUCAUGAACUGGACGAUGGGCACCGUCAAGGAUAUCUGCACGCCCAACCAACCGUCCCAUUUCACAUGUCCUAACGGGAAGACCUUUUUCUCCAACAGCAUCACCUGGGGUGUAAUCGGUCCCGAACGCAUGCUUGGACCGAAGUCGAUCUAUCAUAACUUCCAGUGGUUCUGGCUCAUCGGCGCCGGCCUGCCAGUUCUCUUCUACCUCCUGGGCCGGAUGUUCCCCAAGUCGCGUGUCCGGCAUCUCAACGCUCCGGUCAUGCUCGGUGCCAUGGGCUGGUUACCACCGGCCACGCCACUUAAUUUCUUCGUGUGGACGUUCGUCGGCCUCCUGUUCAACCACUACAUCCGUAAGAGAUGGACCGGCUGGUGGCGGCAUUACAACUAUCUCCUCUCUGCAGCGCUUGAUUCGGGGUUGAUCAUCAGCACGAUUAUUGUCUUCCUGGCCAUCUCGUUGCCGGAUGCCACGAUCCCGCAGUGGUGGGGGAAUGUGAAGGUUUUUGAGACGUUGGAUGCUACGACAAUGGCAUUUCGGAAGACUGCCGAGGAGGGAGAGACGUUUGGGCCGAAGACGUGGCACUGAGUUUACUUUCUCGGUUAAAGCAAAUUGAUCAAUAGAAGCAUUCUUCAGGACUAAGGGACACCCCUGUGAUUCCUUGCCUGACUAUUCUUUCGAUUACUCUCGAUGGACCUCCCGCCAUACAGCGCAGGGUAGUAUCUACGAUCUGCAUAUAAAUAGGUAAGUAAUGUAACCCAAGAUGACGAACAGCAUGGGAAACCAAAGAAUUGCACACCGGACUGGCUGCGCAUCUGCAAGCGCUGCAUCUGCUUUGACUCUUCAGGCUAAACGUCUAGUAUGCCAAGUCUAUGGAAUCCCUCAGGCUAUUAUUGUGACAGAGUACUCCGUAUAUCAUCACAUAGAUCAUAGAUCAUAGUAGAUAACAUUGUGGCUGGCUGCGGGUGGCUGUACAUAGCUGGACAGAUCGAUAAUGUGGCUGUGCAGGUCUACAUAACCCCUCUUAUUCCCUUUUCUAGAUCUCUAUUGAUCUAUUGACGCCCAGACAGGAUAAAGUGUCAACAUUCAGUCCUUGUGACAAAUCGAUUUCUCUCCGGUGGGAAUGUAUGACGAUUCCC
Monascus purpureus is the source of this 1468-nucleotide messenger RNA. Lineage: Eukaryota; Fungi; Ascomycota; Eurotiomycetes; Eurotiales; Aspergillaceae. The record is from the annotation of a GenBank genome assembly.